AUGGCGGAGUAUCUCGGAAACUUGACACAGGACAUCGACGCCAUGGUGGAAUGCAGCAGCUACACCGAUACCGCUUUGACCACCAAUGGCACCUACGCACGCUGUGACGCUGCCACUAUGGCGCAGAAAUCCACAUCCUUUGAGAGUUCUAAACGUCGAGGCAAGGUCUCCCAGGUCGUAAAUCGUUGGAAGAAUGCCUUAGAGAAAAAUGACUUGUGCGAUGUGAAAUUCGCAGUUGGACGCCUGUGUGGCGAAGUGGAAAUUAUCUACGCACAUAAGUUGGCUUUAAGUCUGAGCAGCGAUGUGUUCCAUAACAUGUUAAACGGGAGCGUGGUCAAGCGUGCUGGUACUGCCAUCGACAUCCCAGACAUCCCGCCCGACGCUUUCCAUAACAUGCUGAGCUACAUUUACACCGGUUCUGUGGAAGAUCUCCAGCUGGAAAAUGCUGUGCAGACGUUGUUCAUUGCUGACAAAUACGACCUGCCGUGGCUGGCGGAGCUCUGCAGCGACUUUAUUCUGGACGACGUGGGAACGCGCAACUGCUUGCUGUAUUUGGAAAAUGCACUACGUUGGUCACCAAAUUGCGAUCGGGUGGUGGAGGCAUGCUUGGACGUGAUAGAUGAAUCCAUCGAGGCUGUCUUCCAGUCCAGUUACUUCACCAAGUUGGAGCGAAAGACGCUGGAGAGGAUUCUGCAGCGCAGCACGUUGUCGGCGGGAGAGAACGUUGUCUACGUGGCUGUUGAAAAAUGGGCAGCGGCGGCUUGCGCUCGCAAAAAGCUGCCUCCUUCGCCCAGUAAUCGCCGCCGGAUGUUGGGUGGUGCACUGUUUCUCGUGCGUUUUGCCUUGCUGAAUGAGGCGCAACUUGCCAACGGGCCCGUUCAGAGUGGUUUACUGAAAGACAAAGAAGUUGCGCGACUACUGCUCUGCAAACAUAAAACCGGUCAGGGACCAUUAGAGUUUUCUACGGAACCCCGGAAACGCGUAAUGUGUCGUAUCACCUCAAAAUACGUGUAUAAAAUGACGGAGAAGAUCUUCAUCCAGUACGACAACGGCUACUGGUAUCCGGCUGCGGUCACGGGAGACGACAAGUUGAAUUUGUACCGCGAGAAUAAACUGGAGAGAGAGGAGGAGAGAGGCGGUAUCCAUCGGCGUAGGAAGACUGUGCGGGCUGCGGAUAUUCUGAAGCGUGGCCUGGCUGUGGAAGCAUACAUUGACGGAGGUUACAAAAAGGCGACGUACGGCGCAUUGCGGGCUGGCCGACAUACGGUCGACAUCGCUGACCGCGAAUACAACGUGGAGUUUGUGCAGCUGAAAAUUGCGCGCCGGCAUGUUGAGGAAUGGAAAGCCGCUCGAAAAUAG
Molecule: messenger RNA, 1359 nt
Organism: Paramacrobiotus metropolitanus
Lineage: Eukaryota; Metazoa; Tardigrada; Eutardigrada; Parachela; Macrobiotidae
Product: BTB/POZ domain-containing protein 6-like
Exons: 7
Coding region: 1-1359 (452 amino acids)
Molecular function (GO): protein binding
Source: RefSeq, a predicted model, not a curated record